CUCGUUCAGGUGUUCAUUGCUAGAUCCCAGUGUCAUAGUGAGGGGGCCUGAAUAGCUGUCUGUCACGUUGGCUUCGGUCGGAUCAUGCCACCGCGUAAAGGUCCUCGAAACAUCGUCAGCUCGGGUUCGGCAGGAAACAGCUCGAAAUCUAAACCCAAGGCUGUGAAUCCUGACGACAUCCCCGAUGGACCGCCUCGGCCACCACCACUGUUUCCUCUGGGCUACAAGACGCCUAUUCAGCUCUUGAACGAAAAGUGUAGGAAAGCUGGGUGGGAGAACCCUUCGGUAACAUCACACCCGAAUCGAGGUGGAGGUGGUGCGGAUGGAGCUCAGACGUAUACGGCGACGGUGACUUUGAAGAAGAGGAGGAAUAAGAAUGCCAUGGACUUUGAUACGGUCAGGUUCGUGCCCGUACCGCCAAUAGAGCAGACGGAUGCUGCUUUGGCCAGGCAUUUCGGAGCGACUUAUGCGCUGUUCAGGUUCUGCAACAACAUGCCGAUGGCAAUGCUCCUUCCCCCCAUAAUUCGGCCGUACUGGUCAACCCUCCUCUCCGAAAAAGCUUCAGCCCCACCUCAUAGGGACUGGGAAUACGCCGAAGAUCCCUUUGCAGCCAGGAAAGAGGUCGACAGUAGACAAGAGAAGCGCAAAGAACAACAGGUCCGACAGGCAGAGUUCAAGCAUGAGCUCAAGACGGGUGCGUUGGGUGGGAAUGGGGACUUCGUCGUAAGAGGAAAGGAGGUCAGAGAGGAUGAUGGGAGAGGGAAAGCGGGGAGGGGUGGGAUGGGUUGGAUGGGGGUUCCGGAGGUCAAGAUGACGGUUCAGCAACGAGAGGUUGUUGAGGGUGUGAUUCGAAAGAUGAUGUCCAAAUACCCUUCCGCCAUCAUGGAAGCGACCAGAGAGUCCGAAGGGACCGUCUCCACCUUCCCCUCUGGAGCCAACACUCCUCUGCCGGCUCUGGAAGCAGGCCCGAUAGCCCAACAAUUGAAGUCUAUGGGAUUCCGACCGGCACACGUGGAUUCGUGCAUGAAAGCCCUGGUUGCAGCGCAUGAACGGUUACAUGCGGGUCCUUCUGCCCAACCCGGAUCGUCGAGGAUCACACAAGAUCCGUUGACGCUCUCGCUCAACCUGCUUUCCCCGCUCGAAGCGGCCAUCGAAUGGCUCCUCGUCCAUCUACCUGAGGAUGACCUUCCACCGUCGUACAGGUCGUCAGCGGCUGUGGAUUUCGUCUCCUCAGUCUCGAGCGGGACGGGAGGGCAGACGGAGCUUGUCAAAGGAUGGGUCAUCGACAAGCUUACGAGAAAGGCCGGGUUUCCGAGAAAGGCCGUGAUGAGGGUUAUCGAGGAGGAGACAAGGGAAUCGGUCGUGCUCGAUUUGCUAGGGAGGAGAUUGUGUGGGUGGGAAACGGACGAAGGCGGUUGGGGCGUGGAAGAGUAUGGUGCUGGGUGGGAAGGUGGGGACGAACAGGAGGACGAGGCGAGGCGGAUAGCGAGGGAGGAGGAGAUGGUCAUCUUGAUUUCGGUGCUCGACGAUCGGGUGCAACAGGUCUCGGAGCAAGAAAUCGCCAUCGAGGUCUCCGCCGUACAAGGAGAAGAUCUCGUUCUCAAUGUCAUCUUUUCCGAAGCUUCGCCUUACCCCUCGGCACGGUAUCCGGCCCACCCACCGACGUUCUACCUGACUUCCAAUUCGCUACCUUCGUACUUCCGGUUACAUCUGCAUGGCGAGGUCCUGAGAGCGUUUAGGGACCCGGAGCGACCGGAUCUGCAGUCCUUGUUGGAGGCCGGAGCGGGAGGGGCAGUGUACGCCAUGAUGGAGAUCUUGGAAACGGCACUGCCUGCAUGCCUAGAAAGACCGCCUGAUAUCGCCUCGGUCACGCAAUACCUCGUGCCCAAGGUCGAAGAUGUGCAACAAGAGGUCGAGGUGAGGAAACGACUACAGAAGCUCAAGGUCGGUCGAGGUGGGGGGCGCCAGCCGGGCAUGUCGGAGCAAGAAGUCCGGGCACACCAUGAAGCCAUGCAAGCGGCUCCGGGAUGGAAGUCGAUGUUGGCGGCCAGGCAGAGCUUGCCAGCAUGGUCGUCCCGCGAGGAGAUCAUCGAUGCGCUCGAGAAGAACCGGGUGGUCGUUAUUGUCGGAGAGACAGGGUCCGGUAAAUCGACCCAGUCGCCGAGCUACAUCUUGGACCACGAGAUCGCUCAGGGCCGAGGCGCUUCUACCAACAUCUUCGUCACUCAACCUCGACGUGUCGCUGCAAUUGGAGUAGCCACGCGUGUAGCUGAAGAACGCAUGGAGGAUCUCGACAAGGGACCUCAGACGGUCGGAUACGUUAUUCGGGGCGAAUCGAGGACGAACGCCAAGAUGGCCAAGAUCACGUUCUGCACUACUGGAGUGGUCUUGAGGCGGUUGGCGAGCGGGGGAGAUGUCAACCUGGAAGGCGUUUCGCACAUCAUCGUCGACGAAGUGCACGAGAGGAGUGUGGAUGGGGAUUUCUUGUUGCUCCAGCUACGUGAGCUGUUGAAGCGAAACAAGACCAUCAAGGUCAUCCUUAUGAGUGCUACUAUCAAUCAGGAACAAUUUAUCAACUACUUUGGCGGCGCGCCAGCCAUCGAGAUUCCAGGAUUUACGCAUCCUGUGGAGGAUUUCUACAUGGAGGACUAUCUACCGAAACUCCAGUACCGUGCCGAAACUCCGAGGUUCAAGGCAAAGCAGUCGGAAGAUCAGAAGACUGCUCUCAAGGCCUGGCUGGACGGGCUUGAUAUGGACGCCCAGUCGAAACAGUCCCUGGAGGCCUUGUCUAUCGGCACUCAGAUACCCUACGACUUGAUCGCGGCGCUGGUCGCCCACAUAGAAGCUACUUCGCAGAAGCCAGAUGACGGCGUCUUGAUCUUCUUGCCCGGUGUAGGGGAAAUCAAAUCCUGUAUCGAAGCCCUGCGACAGAGGGUUCGAAACGUCGACAUCUUCCCCUUGCACGCAAAUCUCUCCAACGCCGAGCAAAAGCAGGUCUUUGCGAAAACAAAACGGAGAAAGGUCGUGGUGGCUACGAACGUCGCCGAAACAAGUGUCACCAUCGCAGAUAUCGUAUACGUCAUUGACAGUGGAAAGGUCAAGGAGACUCAAUUCGACGCCGACACAAACAUGUCCCGGUUGGUCGAGACAUAUACAAGUCGGGCUGCUUCUCGCCAGAGGCGGGGACGAGCUGGACGAACGAAGCCAGGAAUCUGUUACAAGAUUUUUAGCCGUCGGACCGAAAACCAAUUCAUGGCCCGCUUCGCCAUUCCGGAAAUCCUCCGAACGCCGUUGGAGAGUCUGUUCUUGCAGGUCAAGAGCAUGGACCCGGAUGCGGACGUCAAGCAAUAUCUAUUAAAGGCUAUCGAUCCCCCCAAGAUCGAGGCGAUGGAUGCUGCUUGGAAGACAUUGCUGGAUCUUGGAGCCGUAGAAGGUGAAGCCAUGACGUCGCGGUUGACAGCCUUGGGGAGACACAUGUCCUCGCUUCCCGUGGAUUUGCGUCUGGCCAAAAUGCUGGUGCUGGCAUGCAUCUUCCGGGCUUUAGACCCGGUCUUGUCAAUCGCAGCGAUGCUGUCCAGCAAACCUCUCUUUAGUGGCCCAAUGGAGAAGAGGGAGGAGAUGAAGAAGGCACGGGAAAGAUUCUCUUGGGGACAAUCAGAUAUCUUGCUGAACCUCAGAGCUUACAACGCAGCCGUCGCUUGCGGUGGUUACUCGGCCAUGCGUUCGUUCUGUGAGGAGAACUUUGUCAACUUCAAUACGGUCCGCGAUAUCAGCUCGUUGCGACAAGAUUUCCAGGCAGCGUUAGCAGAGAUCGGGCUGAUCGACCCGCCGGGUAGAGGAUCCAGACGGAAUCAGGAUCUGGAUGACUGGAACGUCAACUCGGAGAAUGAGAGUCUGCUCAAGGGUAUUCUCGUCGGGGCCUUCUGGCCUAGGAUCGUGCGCAUUCGGUUGCCCGAUGCCAAGUAUGAGAAAGUUCAGGCUGGAAGUGUGGCCAAGGAGCACGAGGCGAGGGAGGUCAAAUAUUACGAUAGCGUCGAUAACAGCCGGGUCUUCAUCCAUCCGGGCUCUAUCCUUUUCCAUGAAAACAACCUCAAGCCAGGGUAUAUCACCUUUUUCCACCGAGCGGAAACAUCGAAAGUUUUCCUCUUUGAUGCGACACCUGUACCGCUCUUUGCUUUGCUCUUGUUUGGCGGCCAAUUGACCAUCAACCAUUUCGCCGGCGGGAUCACUGUGGGAAAAGAGGGAAACAUCCGGCUUCGAGCUUGGUCACGAAUAGGUAUUCUUGCGAACCAGCUGCGUCGGCUGCUCGAUGCCAGACUGGCCGAGGUGAUCGAGAGUUCGGGGGACGAUGUGAUAGGCAAGAACGACGAUAUCGUCACAGCCAUGUUGACGCUACUGCCCUAGAUAUAUAGAAUAUAGAUGCAGACGUGUUGCAAAAGAAUUUUACCUACGUCCCAGGGCGAGGUUGGGCCACGGCAUAGGUCGAAGUGCCAAAUCGGCCAGUCGUCAUGAACUCUUGUAGUCGUAUAGAUUGAAGAACCGUACCCAACUCCCGUAUGGCAUUAUAAUGAUACAGUGCUAUUAU
This is a messenger RNA of Filobasidium floriforme, 4585 nucleotides long. RefSeq names its product putative ATP-dependent RNA helicase A. Gene Ontology annotation, molecular function: RNA binding; ATP binding. Gene Ontology annotation, cellular component: intracellular anatomical structure. Bases 85 to 4404 code for a protein of 1439 amino acids. The record is from RefSeq and is a predicted model, not a curated record. Lineage: Eukaryota; Fungi; Basidiomycota; Tremellomycetes; Filobasidiales; Filobasidiaceae. The transcript is spliced from 12 exons.